This is a messenger RNA of Strongyloides ratti, 306 nucleotides long. RefSeq names its product Translation initiation factor SUI1 domain-containing protein. Gene Ontology annotation, molecular function: translation initiation factor activity. Lineage: Eukaryota; Metazoa; Nematoda; Chromadorea; Rhabditida; Strongyloididae. Gene Ontology annotation, biological process: formation of translation preinitiation complex; translational initiation. The coding region runs from base 1 to 306 and encodes 101 amino acids. The transcript has a single exon. The record is from RefSeq and is a predicted model, not a curated record.
AUGAAAAAGCCUGAUAAUUCAGUUACAAUUAAAAAAGGUCAAAUACCAAAUAUAUUAAUUCAUUCUGAAAAAGUGUCUUCAAAAGAAAUAACAGUUUUUAGGAAUUUAGGAUUAUUUGAUUUGUUAAAUGAUACUUUUGUUUCAUCUUUGAAACAUUUUUAUGCCUCUUCUGCUGGAAUACAGGAAGGAAAAAAAAGAUGUUCUGGAGAGAUUGUUGUUCAAUUACAGGGAAAUCAUUUGAAAACUAUCAAGAAGUUUUUUAAAGACAAAUAUGGAUUAGAUGGAAAAUAUAUUAAAAUUGAGUAA